AUGGACGAAAAGAGUUCGAUGGCUGAGCAAUCGGCACCGGGCGUGACGCCCAGGUCGCCCUCUACGGCAAGCACCGUGACCUCGCAUCACCAACACCAGCAACUGGAAGAUCGCUCCGCGCCUCACUCUGACUUCGACCCGGAAAAGCACGAGCAUCUGCGCACCUUGACGGACUCGGAGGAUGACGCCUCCUCCACGUCGGAAUCCCGCAGGGGUCGCAGCGAGCCGCUCUCGCGCGCUGCCACCACCAAGUCGGCCAAGUCCACAGCGGCUGAUCCCCUGUCCCGGACCGUCUCUGAGGUCAGGGACGGCAUCCCUAACCAGCGGGACCUCGAGCUCGGGGGUGACGGCGACGGCAAGGACGGGGAGAAGGUGACAGCUGAGGCGCAGGCCGCCGCCGCCACCGACGAUGACCCCAACCUCGUGCGGUGGGCCGGGCCCGACGACCCGGACAACCCCAAGAACUGGCCCAUGAAGCGCAAGUGGGCGGCCGUGCUGUGCGUCUCCUUCUUCACGCUCAUCUCGCCCGUGGCGUCGUCCAUGGUGGCGCCCGCGCUCAAUGCCAUCGGCGACGACCUGGCCAUCGAGGGGGGGCUCGAGCGCGCCCUCGUGCUGUCCAUCUUCGUGGCCGCCUACGCCCUCGGUCCGCUCCUCUGGGGCCCCCUGUCGGAACUGUACGGGCGCACCAUCAUCCUGCAGUCUUCCAACCUCGUCUUCCUCCUCUUCAACCUGGGCUGCGGCCUUGCCCGCACCGAGGGCCAGAUGAUCGCCUUCCGCUUCCUCGCUGGCAUCGGCGGCUCGGCGCCCCUGGCCAUCGGCGGCGGCCUCCUCAGCGAUCUCUUCAACCCGGAGCAGCGCGGCAAGGCCAUGAGCGUCUACUCGCUCAUGCCGCUGCUGGGCCCGGCCAUCGGCCCCAUUGCCGGCGGCUGGAUCGCCGAGCGCACCAGCUGGCGCUGGGUCUUCUACAGCACCACCAUCGCCUGCGGCGUCAUCCAGACCGCGGGCCUCUUCUUCCUCCAGGAGACGUACGCGCCCGUCCUGCUGCAGCGCCGUCGCGCGCGCCUCGCCCGCCAGACGGGCAACGCGGAGCUGCGCACCGAGUUCGACCGCCCGGACCGGACCCUCGCGCAGACACUCGGCAUCGCCCUCACGCGGCCCUUCCGCCUGCUCGUCACGCAGCCCAUCGUCCAGGUCAUGUCCCUGUACAUGAUGUACCUGUACGGCAUGAUCUACCUCGUGCUGUCCACCUUCCCGACCCUCUGGACCGAGACGUACCACGAGUCGGUCGGCAUCGGCGGCCUCAACUACCUGUCGCUGGGCAUCGGCUUCUUCAUCGGCACGCAGGUGUGCGCCCCGCUGCAGGACCGCAUCUACGCCGCCCUCAAGCGGCACUACGUCCCCGCGGGCGGGCCGGGCCGCCCCGAGUUCCGCGUCCCCAUGAUGAUCCCCGGCGGGCUGCUCGUGCCCGUUGGCCUGCUCGUCUACUCGUGGACCGCCGACGCCGCCACGCACUGGAUCUGGCCCAACGUCGGCGCCGCCAUCUACGCCGCGGGAACCAUCAUAAGCUUCCAGUGCGUCCAGGGCUACAUGGUCGACUCGUACGCCCGCUACGCCGCCAGCGCCGUCGGCGCCAUGACGGUCCUGCGCAGUCUCGCGGGCUUCGGCUUCCCCCUCUUUGCGCCCUACAUGUACGCCGCCCUGGGGCUCGGCAAGGGCGGCACCGUCCUCGCCGCCUGUGCCGUCGGCAUCGGCUGGCCGAGCCCCAUCCUGCUGUGGGUGUAUGGCGCCCGGCUGCGGGCCAAGAGCAAGUUUAGCAGCUGA
This is a messenger RNA of Purpureocillium lilacinum, 1821 nucleotides long. RefSeq lists its product as uncharacterized. The record is from RefSeq and is a predicted model, not a curated record. Gene Ontology annotation, biological process: transmembrane transport. NCBI's taxonomy places the organism in Eukaryota, Fungi, Ascomycota, Sordariomycetes, Hypocreales, Ophiocordycipitaceae. Gene Ontology annotation, molecular function: transmembrane transporter activity.